Molecule: messenger RNA, 243 nt
Organism: Fusarium coffeatum
Lineage: Eukaryota; Fungi; Ascomycota; Sordariomycetes; Hypocreales; Nectriaceae
Exons: 4
Coding region: 1-243 (80 amino acids)
Biological process (GO): regulation of proteolysis; protein neddylation; modification-dependent protein catabolic process
Cellular component (GO): nucleus; cytoplasm
Molecular function (GO): ubiquitin protein ligase binding; protein tag activity
Source: RefSeq, a predicted model, not a curated record
AUGUUGAUCAAGGUCCGAACAUUGACUGGCAAGGAGAUCGAGCUCGACAUCGAGUCAGACUACAAGGUCUCCCAAAUCAAGGAGAAGGUCGAGGAGAAGGAGGGUAUCCCGCCUGUUCAGCAACGACUCAUUCACGGCGGCAAGCAAAUGACCGACGACAAGACCGCCUCCGAAUACAACCUCGUCGCUGGAGACACUCUGCAUCUCGUCCUCGCCCUUAGAGGUGGACGAUGGCUAGCAUAA